ACGGUUUCUUGAUAGAACACUCAGAGGGAAGGAGCAAGAUGCAUGGAAUGCAAUUGAGAAGUGAUUUUCUCAGCAUGCUGUUGAUGGGAAGCUCUCAAGGGACAUAUCUGGAGCUUGCAUUGUUCUGUUUCGCAUGGAUGGGAGCAGAAUCAAAGGAUUUUGAAGGAGAACUGUUCGAUGCUUUGGCAAGACGAAGGAAUAUACAUGCUGAAAAUGGGAUUACUCUGGAUGAACACAAAGUGUUCUGGGAGGACAUGACCAAUAAAGACCUUGAAUCCAGACUUCAGGUGUUCUUUGAGAUGUAAGAUCAAUCCUUCACUAUCUAUUUAUUAAUCUCCAAACUUAAGUCUCUUUUCUUUCAAAUUGACAGUAUCAAUUUCAAAGGAAACACAGGUAAAGUACAUAAGACACACACACACACCCAAAUUCUUGUAUUUAUAUAUUGAUAUCUUAUGUACUAUACGGUUGGUGUCUUUGUAAAUCCCGUCAUCUGUAAC
Molecule: messenger RNA, 497 nt
Organism: Prosopis cineraria
Lineage: Eukaryota; Viridiplantae; Streptophyta; Magnoliopsida; Fabales; Fabaceae
Product: putative respiratory burst oxidase homolog protein H
Exons: 2
Coding region: 39-305 (88 amino acids)
Molecular function (GO): oxidoreductase activity, acting on NAD(P)H, oxygen as acceptor; peroxidase activity
Source: RefSeq, a predicted model, not a curated record